Molecule: messenger RNA, 1840 nt
Organism: Chlorella variabilis
Lineage: Eukaryota; Viridiplantae; Chlorophyta; Trebouxiophyceae; Chlorellales; Chlorellaceae
Exons: 7
Coding region: 1-1638 (545 amino acids)
Biological process (GO): zinc ion transmembrane transport
Cellular component (GO): plasma membrane
Molecular function (GO): zinc ion transmembrane transporter activity
Source: RefSeq, a predicted model, not a curated record
AUGGCUUCCAGGCACACCUGGGGUGUCCUGCUGCUGGCGGGGCUGCUCCUGUGCACGCAUGCCCUCGUCCCCGCCUCGGCGCAAGAAACGCCCGCGGCCGCUGCGACACCUGCCGAGGAACACGACCACGAACAUGAUCAUGCUACAGAGGUAGCUGCAGCCGGCGGUGCAGUGCAGGGUGCGGCAGCAAACCAGGCUGCUGAUGCGGACCACGCAGCAGAAGGCGCUGAAGGGGAGCAUGCUCACGAAGAGGAAGCGGCCGCAGAGGAGCACGCCCAUGAGGAGGGAGAGGAGCUCGCCGAGGAGGAGGCCGACCUUGCCGCCGCUGCUGACGCCGACCUUUUGGAAGAGGAGCAUGCAGACCAUCCCGAAGGGGAGCAUGCAGACCACGCCGAAGACGCAGCUGGCGACGCACAUGCGCAUGACGAGGACGCCGCGCACGACCACAGCGGCCAUGCGCACGGCGUCAGCAUCAUGGAGUUCGCCGCGGUGGCGGCGGAGCUGGGGUCUGUGGAUGCGGCCAAGGAGGACGUGUGCAGCAUGGAGGCCAGCGAGGACUACAACCUGGGCCUGCACAUCGGCUCCGUCUUCAUCCUGCUGGGCGUCAGCGCGGGGGGCGCGCUGCUGCCCGUGGUGCUCCACAUCUCCAGCAAGAGCGGCAGCGUGAUGGCGGUCAUCAAGAUGGGCACUUUCUUUGGCUUUGGCACCAUUCUGUCCACGGCAUUCAUACACAUGCUGCUCCCUGCGGCCCAGAACCUCUCCUCCCCUUGCCUGCCCGAGUCGUGGAACGAUGCAUACGAGGCCUGGGCCUACCUCUUUGUCACCAUCUCCAUCGUCUUCAUGCAGCUGAUCGACUUCCUGAUAGAGGGGGCUUACCAAAAGUACAUUGAGCGGCGAGGCGGCCAGCCGCACGUGGAGGCCUGCCACGAGCAGGCGCACGACCACGACAAGCACACUCACCACGCCGCGGUGGUGGGCGCCCUUGUCAGCAUGCACAGCAGCAAGGCGCAGCUGCACGGAAACAUGCCGUCGGCCAGCGAGCCGCCCAGCGACGUGGAGGCGGGGCAGACGGAGAGCAGCGAGUUGGGCGAGGAUGGCGACACUUGCGCUGUGCAUGGCAAGGGCUGCAACACGCUGAUCAAGCACAAGCAUGACCCCUCCCAGAUUGUGGGGAUCUACCUGUUGGAGGCGGGCAUCAUCUUCCACUCAGUGCUGAUUGGCAUCACGCUGGGCGUGACGGGCGGCAGCGCCUUCAACACCCUACUCGUCGCGCUCUCCUUCCACCAGUUCUUCGAGGGCUUCGCCAUCGGCUCCGCCGUGGUGGAUUCGGGCAUGACUGCACUGCGCAGCAUGCUGAUGGGCCUGGCAUACGCCGUCACCACCCCCAUAGGCAUCGCCAUUGGCAUCGGCAUGCGCGAGUCGUUCAACAAGAACUCCACCACCACGCUGAUGGUGGAGGGCAUCUUUGACUCCAUAUCCACCGGCAUCCUCAUCUACGUGGUGCUGGUGGAGCUGAUCAACCCGCUGAUGACGCAGUCGGCAUGGCUGCGCAGCCGGCGGUGGUGGGUGCAGGCCAUGGGCUUUGUGUCCUUCUGGGGCGGCGUCACUGUCAUGGCCGUCAUCGGGAAGUGGGUGUGAUGCGGUUGCAGAGAGGUGGCGCCCUCCAGCAGGGCGCCACGUGGCAUCCAUUUCCUCUUCGUGCGAAUUGCACAGCACGCGAGCAAGUGCUUGGUUCAGUUGUUUACGUUACUCCCUCCCUUACCAGCUGGAUGCCACAAAUCCAAAUAAUAAAGUUUCAUUUUGUUCCCCUUACAAUACUAUGUAAGAGUUUCAGUGUGUA